This is a messenger RNA of Aspergillus puulaauensis, 924 nucleotides long. RefSeq names its product dihydrodipicolinate synthase family protein. The coding region runs from base 1 to 924 and encodes 307 amino acids. Lineage: Eukaryota; Fungi; Ascomycota; Eurotiomycetes; Eurotiales; Aspergillaceae. The record is from RefSeq and is a predicted model, not a curated record. The transcript is spliced from 2 exons. Gene Ontology annotation, molecular function: 4-hydroxy-tetrahydrodipicolinate synthase activity.
AUGCCAGGUAGCCGCCUUAACCCCAAAUACGGCGUCUACGCAGCCCCAAUAACCUUCUUCAACGAGGAUGCGUCCCUGGACCUCCCCAGUACCCUUGCACACGUACAGCGCAUGGCUGUGGCUGGAAUCGCGGGCCUUGUAAUCCAGGAUAGUAAUGCCGAUCUCAACCAUUCGGAAUGCAUGGCCCUUGUCCAAGCGAUCCGGGCACACUGCAACGAAAUCGGACAUCAAGAUGUCCAGCUAAUAGUCGGAUGCGGCACUACCAGUGUACAAAGCACUCUCGACCAUAUAGCUGAGGCGAGAGAUUCAGGGGCGGACUUUGCUCUCGUCCUACCGCCCACACCCUGGAUUGCUGCAAUGAAUGUGCCCCUUCUCGAGGGAUUCUUUUGUGAUAUUGCCGCCAAGUCGUCGCUCCCACUGUUAAUAUACAACUUCCCCGGCGUUUCCAGUAGCAUCGACGUAUCCUCUGACGCUAUUAUCCGCGUCCCAUACAGCGUUCCCAGUAUCAACGGGCUGAAAUCAUCAUGUACCAGUACUGGUAGACUCACCCGGAUCUCCGCAACGCUGUGGCCACUCUCGUCCGCUGCACUUGGUGGGAAAUCCGACUUUUUUGAUACAUCCCUGUUUGGCAUCCAGGGCGUUAUAUCCAUGUUAGCUAAUAUCGCGCCCAAGGUGCAUGUUCGACUCCUCAGUUUGUACCGUGCGGGCGACUUACAAGGGGCGAAGGCACUUCAGGCGAAACUUGCACAUGCUAACAGCGCAUUGACCAAGGUUGGGGCUGCGGGAGUGAAGGCUGUUAUUGCUCAUUAUUUUGGCUACGGUUCUGCCAGGGCGUGCCGGCCGCUUGCUUACACCACGAUGGGCCUUGGUGAUGAGGUUCUGGAGAUAUUUGCGGAGCUUACUAGGCUGGAACAUAGCAUGUGA